AAUAACUUCAGUUACCAUGAUCGAGCCAAGUACAUCACCAGUGACUGUGAAUGAAAGUACAGAAGUAGAGUUUAAAUGUCAAACAUCAAGUGGUCUUCCAGCAGCUUCCGUUAGCUGGUAUAAAGAUUCUGGGACAUCUGGAGAUUCCAGUGAUGAUACAGAAAUUACUUCAAGUAUCCAAUCAACGCCUAGUACCACAAACAAUCAUAUAGAGGUGACCAGCGUAUUGAGAUAUUCACCACCAAGGAAUGAAAAUGGAUGGAGAAUAUACUGCACAGCAAGUAAUAUUCUUGGCCAGACCCCGAUUGUCUCAGGGAGGAAACCAUUGCUUAAUGUUCAAUACCCUCCAGGACCUCCAGUUAUAACUGGCUACUCUGAUGGCGGUAUGUACCGAGUUAUAGAAAAUACACAAGGAAGAUUAUUAUGUUCUGUAACUGGUGGAAAUCCAGCACCAACUUUGACAUGGAACUGUAUCAACAGUGGUACUUUAGAAACAACCAGCUAUGGUACAGUUACCAAAACACAUGUAUGGAUAGCUCAACGAAAUCAGGAUAGAACCUGUACAUGCCGGUCCUCCCAUUACAGUGGUGAAAAAACUGUUUCUGUUCAUAUAGAAGUAUUGUAUCCACCGUCGACGCCUACAUUCAGAAUAAAUUCAACUCGAGUCAGUGGUACAGUGAAGGUUAUCAGGAACAACCGAUUGUCUGUCAGUUGUAUCAGUUCAGGAAAUCCUUCACCAUCGUAUACAUGGACGCAUCCAAACAUGGUUACUACUAAUGGUCAGAAGCUAAGUGUGAGCAAUGUACAGAACAAUGGGAAAUAUACAUGUGAUGUACGAAAUUCAAUGAAUCCAUCGGUUGGUGCAGUUGUACCUGGAAGUAACACAUCGUUUAUAGAUGUUCUCAUUUUAUAUCCUCCCGCGAUAGGAGAACUUAAAAACACAAGUGUUGCUGAGGGGUCUCCGUUGACUGUUUCAUGCCCUGUCAUUGUUGGUUAUCCUCCUCAGACUACCUUCGAAUGGAUAAGAAAUGGUGCAGUAUGGAAGAGAACUCAAACAUUUACAAUAGAUACAGCCUCAAGAAAUGAUGCAAUGCUCUACACAUGUAAAGUCUCCAAUAGCAUGAAGCAAACUGGAGAGCAGCCAGUUUCUCAACCAUACACAAAAUAUUUUCAUCUGAAUGUUUGGUAUGGAGCGUCAGUUACAUCUUUCUUCAUACAAGGACACCAAGGGCAGAUAAAUGUGACUGUAGACGAGAAUGAAGGAGGUAUACAGUUUACCUGUGAGGUUGACAGUAACCCGACCUCAACCGUCAAAAUUAUGUUGAACGGCGCUUUAUUAAAAGAAAGAUUGAACACCAAACAUAUUUCACUGACUCACAGUAGUGUAGCAUGUCUUGAUGGUGGAGCGUAUUCAUGUGAAGGGAACAAUCAAUAUGGACAAUCAUCUAAGAAAAGCAUCAACCUGUUUGUAAAUUGUUCUCCGCGUCCACUCCAUCAAAUAAGACAGAAUAUUACAAGUGCCCUUUACGUUCCUGUCACAUUAAGCUUUACAGCCCUAGCUUACCCACAGCCAGGCACAAAAGGAUUUGCCUGGUUCAAAGAAAACGGCGAUACUUGGGCACCGGUACUUAGCAACGCGGACUUGCAUAUUUCUUCAUCCGUUUCACAGUCCAAUUUGACUAUUUUAAAUGUAUCGAGGGCGGACUAUGGGCGCUAUAGACUAACUGUCACAAACGACCUUGGAAACUAUGUGCAAUAUCUAUUUCUUGAAGAACACAUAGCAGAAAAUGGAGGAUCAUCAGAAAAUUGCGAAAGGCACAGCGCAAAGGAAACUGAGAACACUUCAUUAAUAACUGGAAUUUCUCUUGGAGUAGUUGUUGCUGUCCUUGCAAUUUAUGCAGCGUCAAUUACAAUUCUGUAUAAAAGGAAAACCAAAAGUAAAGACAAACAAUUACUCGUCAAAGAGUCUACGCAAAAAACGUAUAUGAACAUUGCAUAUAAACCAAGUGUGCAAGAAAACCAAAACAACGAUGGAGCAACUGAAGCUAAGGGUGAUGAAACUACACAAUAUACAGAUCUAGCUGGAUAUUCCCGCGAUGACAGGACAACAUAUGAAGUCCUCCAGGAUCUUUAAAUAUAACAUGAAACACGUUCUGUGAAUGAGGACUGCGUGCGAAAAUUACAAAAGAGACUGUGUAGCUGCUUGACAAAUAGUCUGCCAAUAUUUCCAAAUUGCUUGUUUUUACAUUUGUUUUUUGUGUUCCCCCAACCCCAUGAGUGGUGGGGGCAUAUAGAUUUGUUUUUGUCUAUCCGUCCUUCCGUCCUCCGUCCGCCCGUCCUUCC
This is a messenger RNA of Mercenaria mercenaria, 2343 nucleotides long. RefSeq names its product hemicentin-1-like. The record is from RefSeq and is a predicted model, not a curated record. Bases 17 to 2134 code for a protein of 705 amino acids. NCBI's taxonomy places the organism in Eukaryota, Metazoa, Mollusca, Bivalvia, Venerida, Veneridae. The transcript is spliced from 9 exons.